Caenorhabditis auriculariae is the source of this 1390-nucleotide messenger RNA. NCBI's taxonomy places the organism in Eukaryota, Metazoa, Nematoda, Chromadorea, Rhabditida, Rhabditidae. The record is from the annotation of a GenBank genome assembly.
AUGGACGCCCUACAGUUGAACCGUCUGAUAGUCGGCAUCGAGGUGAUAAUUUUCAACGUUUUCGGUCAAUUCGGCAACUUUUUCAUAAUUUAUCUGACUUGUAGCCGUCCUCAGCUUCAAAGCAAGUCUGGUGGGUUUUUGAGGUAAAAAAUCGCUUUGGACGUUUUGGUGGUACUGUAGUAGUAGUAAAAAUAGAGACCAUUCAAUUGACUUGAACUUAGCGGCCUUUUCAAGAUUCUCAGUGGUUCUACUAGGUUCCUAAAAAUUACUGUAGUUUCUACUAAGACGCACCAUAGUGGCUUUUACAGAGGUUUUUUAGAGGCCACCUUUCCCCACUUAAAUUAAAAAUUCUUGACUAACUUUUGGAUCGAAGCUCAGUUUCAGCAUUCCUGCAGUGCUCUCUGUGCUUCUUACAGUCGUGUUGUUUAUUCCUGAUGAUGGUCAACUCCUACCUGCAGGUCAUGGCCUUCAACACAACACGACGACAAUGUUUUCCGGUCAUAGCGCCGUAUCUUUUCUUCAUCUUGGCGCAGUUUCUGAUGAUGUUUAUGAUCUCUCUGGACGUGCUGCUCAUGAUUCUGGCGCCUUUCCGGUAAUUUCUGAAAUACUAAAAUGGAGUCAAAAAAAUCUCAUUAGUGUUGGGCGAACUAUCAAGACAAGUUCUUUUCAAAUUUUUUGAUCCUUAAAUGUUCUCAGGUACCGAACGGUGAGCCCAAACCUUUACGGAUUUCUCAUGGUUUUGCCGUCGAUUGUGAUUGGCACGAUUUUCGUCCAUUUGGCCUAUAAUUACCUAGACGAUGAGCCUUUGGCCUUUUGUAAUGGGAUGAAUGGUAGAAGAACGCUAUUUUUGGGUCAAACUAUUGAACUUUUUAGUGCUCAAUCCAAGUAUAAGAAUGCAAGCUACCUAUUUCUACAUGCUGAUAACUACCAUGAUCCUGGCUUGCUACAUAAUCAUCCUGCUGAUUCUCCGAUCUCAUCCUUGUCAGUUUUCCUUUCAUUUUCAGAAGAUUGGUCUAUUUUUAAGCCUAUGGUUUGGAAAACAGCGAAUUGCAAAGAGUAGUCAGAAGGCUCAAGGUUAUAAUAUUCGUGUAUGUCUGUACUUGGUAUGUGGCCGUAUUUGGAAUCCCAGUUUUGGCGCUUCUUUUCACCGGACAAGUUUUAGCCAUUCUGCAGGGCAACUUGGUCAGUUUUUUUUUUCAAUUUUUUCAAUUUCUAAAAUUGAAGAAAAGAAAAAUUGCAGAUUUCAUUUAUGUUGAUCAACUAUUCCCAGUCGUUUUACGUGAUAAUGUGGAGGUCUACGGACUAUCGGCAGGCCUUUUUGGAAUGCUUUGUUAUGAGGAAGCCUACUGCAGUUGUCUCAACUCUCGUCCGGGUUACAAACACAUCUUGA